This is a messenger RNA of Aspergillus vadensis CBS 113365, 449 nucleotides long. RefSeq lists its product as uncharacterized. Lineage: Eukaryota; Fungi; Ascomycota; Eurotiomycetes; Eurotiales; Aspergillaceae. The coding region runs from base 1 to 297 and encodes 98 amino acids. The transcript has 2 exons. The record is from RefSeq and is a predicted model, not a curated record.
AUGCCGAACCCAAGUCUAAGUUACGGAAAUGGCAUGUCAUCCGGAGCCAAGUCCCGGAAUACCGCCUUCCUAACCAUGUUCGCGGUUAUCUCCGGCGCCUUGCUCACAUUCCGGAUGCAGUCGCCAAGCAAGGAGCAGAGGUCCUCUCCCGAGGGAGACCAGCAGGCUAUUGAUGGGGAGAAUAAGCUUGGGCGCUCGAUGUUCGUUUCGGAUGGGGAUCGGGAGGCUGUUAGGGGUGGGAAGCCUGGAGAACCGAAGGUUGGUCGGGCGCCGCAUGAGGGGCUGGGUGGGCGGUGAUGAUUCUAUAUGAAUGUGUGGGUUGCAUGAGGGGAGGUAUCGUGCAUGGGCAUGGUCAUGUCGCAUAACGUUGUUGUUUCUUCGUUGGGGUUAAUAGUAGUGUAUGUUAAAUAGGUCUGGUACCUUGUACAUUCUAUUUGUUCUGGUGAUGC